CGCUGCGCCUUCUCGCUCAGCCGGCCGCCCGCAUGGCGCUGCGCAGCUUUUGCAGCGUUGAUGGCUCCGAUCCGCUCUGGGACUGGAAUGUCACAUGGCACACCAGCAACCCUGACUUUACCAAGUGCUUUCAGAACACGGUCCUCACAUGGGUGCCUUGUUUCUACCUCUGGUCCUGUUUCCCCCUCUACUUCCUUUAUCUCUCUCGACAUGACCGAGGCUACAUCCAGAUGACACACCUCAACAAAGCCAAAACUGCCUUAGGAUUCUUUCUGUGGAUCAUCUGCUGGGCAAACCUCUUCUAUUCUUUCUGGGAAAGAAGUCAGGGAGUGCGCCUAGCCCCGGUGUUACUGGUCAGUCCGACACUGCUGGGCAUCACCAUGCUGCUCGCCACCUUUUUAAUUCAGCUUGAGCGAAGGAAGGGAGUCCAGUCCUCGGGGAUUAUGCUUACUUUCUGGCUUGUAGCCCUACUCUGUGCCCUUGCCAUCUUGAGAUCUAAGAUCAUCUCUGCCUUAAAAAAGGAUGCUCAAGUUGACGUGUUUCGAGAUUCCACAUUCUAUCUGUACUUCACCCUUGUGCUCAUUCAGCUCGUGCUGUCCUGCUUCUCAGACUGCUCACCCCUGUUCUCUGAAACUGUUCAUGACCUGAAUCCAUGCCCAGAAUCGAGUGCCUCUUUCCUCUCCAGGAUCACUUUCUGGUGGAUUACAGGAAUGAUGGUGCAGGGCUACCGCCAGCCCCUGGAGAGCAGUGACCUCUGGUCAUUGAAUAAGGAGGACACGUCAGAGGAAGUGGUGCCUGUGCUGGUGAAUAACUGGAAGAAGGAAUGUGCUAAGUCAAGGAAGCAGCCCGUACGGAUUGUGUAUGCCUCUUCCAGAGACCCCACCAAGUCUAAGGGAAGUUCCCAGUUGGAUGUGAAUGAGGAGGUUGAGGCACUGAUUAUCAAGUCGCCCCACAAGGACCGGGACCCCUCUCUGUUCAAGGUGUUAUACAAGACUUUUGGGCCCUACUUCCUCAUGAGCUUCCUGUACAAGGCCCUUCAUGACCUGAUGAUGUUUGCUGGACCCAAGAUCUUGGAAUUGAUUAUCAACUUCGUGAAUGACAGGGAGGCCCCCGACUGGCAGGGCUACUUGUACACAGCACUGCUGUUUGUCAGCGCCUGUCUGCAGACGCUGGCACUCCACCAGUACUUUCAUAUCUGCUUCGUCAGUGGCAUGCGCAUCAAGACUGCCGUGGUGGGCGCUGUCUACCGCAAGGCUCUCGUGAUCACCAAUUCAGCUAGAAAAUCUUCCACGGUUGGAGAGAUUGUCAACCUCAUGUCUGUGGAUGCUCAGCGCUUCAUGGACUUGGCCACAUACAUUAACAUGAUCUGGUCAGCCCCUCUGCAAGUCAUCCUAGCCCUCUACUUCCUGUGGCUGAGCCUGGGCCCUUCUGUGCUGGCUGGGGUGGCUGUGAUGAUCUUAAUGGUGCCCUUCAAUGCUGUGAUGGCCAUGAAGACCAAGACCUACCAGGUGGCACACAUGAAGAGCAAAGACAACCGAAUCAAGCUGAUGAAUGAAAUCCUCAAUGGGAUCAAAGUACUCAAGUUGUACGCCUGGGAGCUGGCUUUCAAGGACAAAGUUAUGAGCAUCCGGCAGGAGGAGCUGAAGGUGCUGAAGAAAUCUGCUUACUUGGCGGCUGUGGGCACAUUCACGUGGGUUUGCACACCUUUCCUGGUGGCUCUGUCAACCUUUGCUGUCUUCGUGACUGUAGAUGAGAGAAAUAUCUUAGAUGCAAAGAAGGCCUUCGUGUCCCUAGCCCUGUUCAAUAUCCUGCGCUUCCCACUCAACAUCCUGCCCAUGGUCAUCAGCAGCAUUGUGCAGGCCAGUGUGUCUCUCAAGCGUCUCAGGAUCUUUCUGUCUCAUGAGGAGCUGGAGCCAGACAGCAUUGAGCGGUGGUCGAUGAAGGAUGGUGGAAGAAUGAAUAGCAUCACUGUGAAGAAUGCGACCUUCACUUGGGCCAGGGGUGAACCUCCCACACUGAAUGGCAUCACCUUCUCCAUUCCUGAAGGAGCUCUUGUGGCCGUGGUGGGCCAGGUAGGCUGCGGGAAGUCAUCUCUGCUGUCAGCCCUGCUGGCUGAGAUGGACAAGGUGGAAGGACAUGUGACUCUCAAGGGCUCCGUGGCCUAUGUGCCUCAGCAGGCCUGGAUUCAGAAUGACUCUCUCCGAGAGAACAUACUGUUUGGGCACCCCCUACAGGAAAAUUACUACAAGGCAGUGAUGGAAGCCUGUGCCCUUAUUCCAGAUUUGGAAAUCCUGCCCAGCGGGGACCGCACAGAGAUUGGUGAGAAGGGUGUGAACCUGUCAGGGGGCCAGAAGCAGCGUGUGAGCCUGGCCCGGGCUGUGUACUGUAACUCUGACAUCUACCUCUUUGACGACCCCCUCUCGGCUGUGGAUGCGCAUGUUGGGAAGCACAUCUUUGAGAAGGUGGUUGGUCCCAUGGGCCUACUGAAGAACAAGACACGGAUCCUGGUCACCCACGGUAUCAGCUACCUGCCCCAAGUGGAUGUCAUCAUUGUCAUGAGUGGCGGCAAGAUCUCAGAGAUGGGUUCUUAUCAGGAGCUGCUAGACCGGGAUGGGGCCUUCGCUGAGUUCCUGCGCACCUAUGCCAACGCUGAGCAGGACCUGGCCUCGCAGGAUGACAGUAAGAAUGGUGUCAGUGGUUCAGGGAAGGAGUCAAAGCCAGUGGAAAAUGGGAUGCUGGUGACAGACACAGUAGGGAAGCACCUGCAGAGGCAUCUCAGCAACUCUUCUUCCCAUAGUGGGGAUACUAGCCAGCAGCACAGCAGCACAGCCGAACUGCAGAAGGCUGGGGCUAAGGAGGAGACUUGGAAGCUGAUGGAAGCAGACAAGGCCCAGACAGGGCAGGUGAAGCUGUCAGUGUACUGGAACUACAUGAAGGCCAUCGGCCUCUUCAUCUCCUUCUUGAGUAUCUUCCUUUUCCUGUGCAACCAUGUAUCUGCACUGGCCUCUAACUAUUGGCUGAGCCUCUGGACAGAUGACCAUCCUGUUGUCAAUGGGACUCAGGAGAACAGGAAUUUUCGACUGAGUGUCUAUGGGGCCUUGGGCAUCUUACAAGGUGUGGCAGUAUUUGGCUACUCCAUGGCUGUGUCCAUUGGGGGCAUCUUUGCCUCCCGUCGGCUGCAUCUGGACCUGCUACACAAUGUUCUGCGAUCGCCCAUGAGUUUCUUUGAGCGUACACCCAGUGGGAACCUAGUGAACCGAUUCUCCAAGGAGCUGGACACGGUAGACUCCAUGAUCCCACAGGUCAUCAAGAUGUUCAUGGGUUCACUCUUCAGUGUCACUGGAGCUGUCAUCAUCAUCCUACUGGCCACGCCCAUUGCUGCAGUCAUCAUCCCACCCUUGGGUCUGGUUUACUUCUUUGUGCAGAGGUUCUAUGUGGCUUCCUCACGCCAGCUGAAGCGCCUGGAGUCUGUCAGCCGUUCCCCUGUGUACUCACACUUCAAUGAGACCUUGCUGGGGGUCAGUGUCAUCCGUGCCUUUGAGGAGCAGGAGCGCUUCAUUCGCCAGAGUGACCUGAAAGUCGAUGAGAACCAGAAGGCUUACUACCCCAGCAUUGUGGCCAACAGGUGGCUUGCUAUACGCCUCGAGUGUGUGGGCAACUGCAUUGUGCUGUUUGCUGCUCUGUUUGCAGUCAUCUCCCGGCACAGCCUCAGUGCUGGCUUGGUCGGCCUCUCUGUGUCUUACUCACUGCAGAUAACUGCAUACUUGAACUGGCUGGUUCGAAUGUCCUCUGAGAUGGAGACCAACAUUGUGGCAGUGGAGAGACUGAAGGAGUAUUCUGAAACAGAAAAGGAGGCUCCUUGGCAAAUCCAGGAGACAGCUCCACCCAGCACCUGGCCCCAGUCAGGCCGGGUAGAGUUCCGGGACUACUGCCUGAGGUAUCGAGAAGACUUGGACUUGGUUCUCAAGCACAUAAAUGUCACCAUCGAGGGUGGAGAAAAGGUUGGUAUUGUGGGUCGUACGGGAGCCGGGAAGUCAUCGCUCACCCUGGGUUUGUUCCGGAUCAAUGAGUCUGCAGAAGGGGAGAUCAUCAUUGACGGGGUAAACAUCGCCAAGAUUGGCCUGCACAACCUGCGCUUCAAGAUCACCAUCAUUCCCCAGGAUCCUGUUUUGUUCUCGGGUUCCCUCCGCAUGAACCUGGACCCUUUCAGUAAGUAUUCUGAUGAAGAAGUCUGGAUGGCUCUGGAGCUUGCUCACCUGAAGGGCUUUGUGUCAGCCUUGCCUGACAAGCUGAACCAUGAGUGUGCAGAAGGUGGAGAGAACCUGAGCGUGGGGCAGCGACAGCUUGUGUGCCUGGCCCGUGCUCUGCUGAGGAAAACAAAGAUUUUAGUGUUGGACGAGGCUACAGCAGCUGUGGACCUCGAGACCGAUGACCUCAUUCAGUCCACCAUCCGGACGCAGUUUGAAGACUGUACUGUGCUUACUAUUGCUCACCGGCUUAAUACCAUAAUGGACUAUACGAGGGUGAUUGUCCUGGACAAAGGAGAAGUUCGGGAGUGUGGUGCACCCUCUGAGCUCCUGCAGCAAAGAGGCAUCUUCUAUAGCAUGGCCAAGGAUGCUGGCUUGGUGUGAGCUGGUCUCUGGCAUAUCCAAUGAGGACUGCAGGGCCAGGAUCCCAGGAUCCAGGCAUGAGCCAGCAACCCUGGAAACCUAUGCUUCCCAGACAAAAACCAAAAAUUAAAAAGAAAGCCAAACUAAAAGGAAGCAAAACACAUAAAGCAUCAGUCACCAUUUGGCCCCGUCCUGGAUCUGACCUUGAAGAAGCCGGAAGACAGAUGCACCCCACUUCAGAUACACAUCUGGCCUCUGGCGCCACUUGUGAGGCUCCCUGAAAGUCCACCCAUGCUCCUGCUGUAUCCCACAGCAAGGCCAUGGGCAGCUAAACAUACUCAUGACCAAACACAAGCCACUGCCUCAUGUCUCUUCACCCAUAUCCAUGGAUGCCAAGUCUUGUAGCCUCUCCUGGCCCUGACAGCUCUUCUGUCACCUACAGUCCUGUUGGUUACAUAAGAGUGCAUCUUGCCUUCAGGUCUUGCAGUUGAAAGCAUGGGAACCAAAAUGAACAAACAAAAAAGAGAGAAAGAAAACAAAAAAAUCCUGUCCUUGUUACGUCAGUGACGUCCUUCCUGCCACCGUCUGGUCUUCACACGCUUUAGACAGCACAACCUGUGAAGGGAUCUAGCCAGACAGGCAUGGAAGGCAGCACUCUCUUCACAAGGACUUUACCCUGCCCUUGCUUUCUGUUUCUUUCUGUCCAUAGCUGGAGAGGGCUCACUCCUCAUAUAGGAUCCAUGAAUAGUUAUAAGCAGCAAAAGUCAAAAGCAGGAGGGAUGGUGCCCACAGGCAAGAAUCUGGUAUCAAAAACAGCCAGAGUCCCCUAUAGGACAAGCAGAGAACUACUCACAAAUAUCAGUGAUUGUCCCACCCCCAUAACUUUUGAACAUCAUUUCUGGAAGAACGAUAGUCCCAAGAAUUUGAUGUCUAGGGAGGAGAUACUAGAUUCAGGGAGCAGCCACGCCCAGCUGUACACUUGAUCCUCAGUCUGAAUACUUCAAAGUGGUUCUCUGCGUGUGGGGGCUACAGACCAAAGAGAGACCCCCAUGGUUAGCAAGAACUUGAUGCCAGCUGCAGUUCAUACUUGCUAUGAAUUUUGGCUCUGAUUUCAGUCCCAGAGAAGCAUCCUUUUUCUUUAGGUGGCAAUGUAUGUAUUUAUUUUUUGUAAGUUAAUACCAUUAUUUCACUUUAAAAGACCCAGAUUUCUCCUGAGAGUCUUUUUGUAAUGACACUGGAAAUGUGACUAUUUGAAAAUAAUUUGCAGUAAAGAAAAAUAUUUCAUUUCUUUCUAAAAAA
Messenger RNA from Grammomys surdaster, 5909 nucleotides. RefSeq names its product ATP binding cassette subfamily C member 1 (gene Abcc1). Gene Ontology annotation, molecular function: glutathione transmembrane transporter activity; ATP hydrolysis activity; ABC-type xenobiotic transporter activity. The coding region runs from base 33 to 4631 and encodes 1532 amino acids. The record is from RefSeq and is a predicted model, not a curated record. Gene Ontology annotation, biological process: xenobiotic transport; glutathione transmembrane transport. Gene Ontology annotation, cellular component: basolateral plasma membrane. The transcript is spliced from 31 exons. Lineage: Eukaryota; Metazoa; Chordata; Mammalia; Rodentia; Muridae.